ACAAUAAUCAUCAGUUAGUCGUUUUAAUUGUUUGAAACAUUCUGAUCAGACAACACACGGUUUAUUAUGGCCGCACUUCCGCCCCGUAAAAAUCCCACGCCAACCAAAAUUUCCAAACAAAUUCUUACCCCACUACACAUUCUUCUUCAAAUGGGCUUCCCAAAGCAUCGUGCGGAAAAGGCACUGGCUGCUACCGGGAACCGAGGGGUGCAGGUGCAGUUGGCCUCUGACUGGCUUCUGGCACACGUUAACGAUCCAUUUUUGGAUGAAUGUGCACCUCGCGAAUACAUAUUGUAUGUUUGCCCAACUGGUCCAUUUCUGCAGCAACUGGAAAAGUUUUGGUCACAGUCGAGGGAAGCUUGCGGUUGGAAUGGAGCCCACAAUUUCACUCCUCACAUUACCCUAGUGUCCUUUUUUAAGGCACCGGAUGAAUGUGCACCUCAAUUGUCUAAAGCCUUAAAGGAACUAAUGAAUCUUCCCGGGGCUCGCCUGGACCGUCCUAUAGCCCUGGAACUGUAUAUGAGCCCGAAUUUUAUGGGAUUCUUUGUCGCAGAAGAUGACGCCAAUUAUCUGAAACGCCUCGCCCUACAAUAUGUUAAGGAAGUGUCUCACUCAAUAAUUAGUGACACGUAUGAGCAGCUAGAUGCACUGGUAACCUGUUUUCCAUGGUGCGGGGGAGUAACUUCAGCUCGGUGCAUUCCGCGUAGCAGUCGAUCCAUCUCGCUGGAACCUCACGUAAAAUCCCUACAUCUUACGCUGGCGUACCAGUUUGCGACAGGACAGUUUAAUUGCCUGAAGUCAUUGGUUGAAAAACUUGACACAUCUUGUACGGAAGCAAAUUGGGAGCUAAGGCUGUAUUCGCGCGAUCCACGAUUAGCUUCCAAACAGGUUCAUAAAGUGCUGUACCCUCACACACCACGCGAACCAGACGAACUAGAACUACGUAUUGGUGAUUACAUUUAUCUAAAUCAGGAAGCUAUCCAAGCCUCGUCGGAUGGCUGGGUUGAAGGUAUUUCUUGGUUAACUGGAACCAGUGGUUAUCUACCAGAAAAUUACACAGAGCGGACGGCUGAAUCCGAUGCCUGGACAAUGCACCGUACUGUGUCUUUAUGCGAUACUAGAGAACUGGAAGAAGCAUCCGACACCGUCGAUGGAGUGCGGUUUGAAACUUCGAUAUUGCAAAACUUUGGUGCAGAAGGAAACGAUGUUACAUCGCAAGAGACAGGCUCUGCAGAGCAAGCCGAUUCGCAGAACGAUCAAGUUUCGACGAAACUCGCCGCAUCGCAACCCCACGUGGACCCCUCAUCGACCGAAGAUUCGUGCAGCAAUAAAAUGUUCGGUGGCUCAAAAACAUUGGAAGAUGUGCCUUUGGAAAAAUUACACGAACUAGUGAAGAAGCGAACCUCUAUGCAGGUUAUUCCCGGUGAUGGAAGCAGUCGCCAGGAAAAUUCGCUCAAACAGGAUACAGGUAAUCGAAAAGUGUACAUAAUGCGUCAUGGAGAACGUAUCGAUUUCACAUUUGGUACAUGGGUACCCUACUGUUUCGACGAAAUGGGAAAAUACCUGCGGAAAGACCUCAACAUGCCAAAAACGCUGCCUGUAAGGAACCCUACUCUUUGGCAAAAAGAUUCUCCACUCACUAACGUAGGCCGCUAUCAAGCUCGGCUCGUGGGAGAAGGCAUGAAAGAUGCAGGUGUCAAAAUUGAUGCGGUGUACAGCUCGCCGUCGUUUCGUUGCAUUCAGACAGCUACUUCGUGUCUUGAAGGUCUUGGUUUGAAAACAUCUCUACCGAUUCAUGUCGAACCUGGCCUAUUUGAAUGGAUGGCGUGGUAUCAAGACGGACUUCCAGAGUGGCUUUCAGCAGAAGAACUGCUAGCCGCUGACUACAAUAUCGCCACCAAGUACGAGGCUUUGUCUGCGGUGGAAGACCUUAAGGAAUGCUUGCUUGAGAAGUUGAACGAAUUUUAUCAUCGCAAUUCGUCCAUUACGGAAAAAAUUAUUAAUGCUACCACAGGAAAUAUUCUAAUCGUUGGGCACGCCACUACCCUCGACACUUGCACUCGUUUCAUAGUUGGGGAAAAACUUCGCUCUACCAGUGAAAUGGCCAGAAUUAUGCAAAAAGUUCCUUAUUGCAGUCUUGCCGUGAUGGAAUCUGACUCAGCGGAAACAGAAGACGGUAUUGGCAAAACUAUGGGACAUUGGCGACUAAUCGAACCUCCCUGUGAUCCGGUGACACAUACCAACAACAAUCGGUUCGACUACAAAAUACUCACAACUCAGCUUUAGAGAGAUAUAUAUAUAUACCAUCUCAACCGAUUUGAUCGACGAUAACUGGAGCCAAGCGGCACAUUAUUUAUUAACUCUAGUGCUGCCUAAUGACAAAGUUUGCAUGUCUUGUUGUUAUUAGCGUAAAUGAUAUAUAAAAGAUGCGUAACGAACAUUUUUUUAUUACACAAUGAAGCAAUUAUAACAUCCAAUAUGAAACAAUAUUAUACGAUACUCGUUGGAUCGGCAUUAACAACGUUAUGUAUGCAUCGUGCAUGUAAAUUGUUGUCUUCAGUGUUGCUUAUCAUGUUUUGUCAAAACCUCCAAAAAUCGCUUACUAAUUGACAAUAACGCAAUAAUAAUAUGAUCUCAACUGCUCAUGAUGCACGUUUCAAUGGCUUAAUGUUUUGUGUUCGUAAAACACAUUGGAACUAGCGUAUGUUUUAGACAAAUAAAAAUAUAAUAAAUAAUAUUUGGUCAAUAUUACUCAAGUUAAAUUUUUACAAUAAGAACAUUCUACAAACAUUUCCCUUAAGGUAACCUAACGAAAUAUG
Messenger RNA from Anopheles bellator, 2819 nucleotides. It is a transcript of the gene Epp, whose product is annotated as ecdysteroid-phosphate phosphatase. Bases 67 to 2286 code for a protein of 739 amino acids. Gene Ontology annotation, molecular function: protein binding. NCBI's taxonomy places the organism in Eukaryota, Metazoa, Arthropoda, Insecta, Diptera, Culicidae. The transcript is spliced from 7 exons. The record is from RefSeq and is a predicted model, not a curated record.